Messenger RNA from Penicillium salamii, 816 nucleotides. NCBI's taxonomy places the organism in Eukaryota, Fungi, Ascomycota, Eurotiomycetes, Eurotiales, Aspergillaceae. The record is from the annotation of a GenBank genome assembly.
AUGGACUCCGAAGACUUCAGCAUCUACUUCUACAAUCCCUCUCUUCCAGCUUCAGUCGUUUUCACAAUUCUAUACUUCUUCACCUCUCUCUACCACCUGUAUAUGACAGUUCUUUUCCCUCGUCGAGGCCACCGCCAACGAGCCGGAUACUUCAUCCCCCUGCUUAUCGGUGCAUUCCUCGAAGUAGCAGGGUAUGCGAUCCGUUGCGCCAGUCUCAAAGACGUGAGCAGUAUCCCCUUAUACGCCGUCAGCGCCACUUUGAUCGUGAUCGGCCCCGUCUUCGUAUGUGCCAGUCUGUACAUGUUGAUGGACCGGUUGAUCUGGCCCGAGGGCGAGGGGAAUGGCGAAAAGCAGGAAUCGUUUUUGUUCGUUCGCGUGCGGCGUCUUUGGCUUCCGAGGAUCUUCGUGACGCUGGAUGUGAUCAGUUGUCUUGUUCAAGCUUCGGGAAGUGGCAUUGCCGCGUCUGGAAAUUGGGAAGGAGCAGAGAAGGAUACCGGGACUGGUGUUUUGAUUGGCGGCCUUGUACUGCAGGUGUUGACGUUUGUUGCUUUUCUUCUCAUUGUGGGAUCUUUCAAUCUGAAGGCGAAGCGCAAUCAACAAACUAUACCUGAUGGGUCGAAAAAGCUCAUCACGGGGAUCUACAUUUCGGGAUUUUUCAUUCUGGUCCGAAGCAUUUAUCGCGUCAUUGAAUUCGCCCUCGGAGUUGAUUCGUACAUCUUCAGCCACGAAUGGCCCUUAUACGUGCUUGAAGCGGUUCCAAUGCUCAUCGCCAUCAGUCUUCUUGGAUGGUAUCACCCAGCGCGGUUUUUGUCUUGA